GCGAAAUGUUACUAAUUCAGAUUACCAAAUGCUGUUUAUUAAAAUAAAAAAAAAAACAAAAAGAAGGACGAUUCGCUAAACUUUAAAUUACCAAACAUCACUUAUUUCGGUAACUAAUUUAUCUACUUUUAAUGCUAAACCCUUUUGUUUCCUAAAAACUGGCUUCUACUUUUUUAUGGAGGUAAGAGUUCUGGUAACAGCAACUAGUGCACCGCAUUCUCCACUUUCCGACGGGACCUUCACACCCAAAAAUUAGAGAAAAAUACCACGUUUGGUCGGUCAGAGGAAUCCGUUUCUGAAUUGUUGAUGCUGGAAAGAAAGUGCGGAUGUCAAUGAAAUCUUAAUAUGAGUAUCCCAGAGCAUGUAUCUGAAGAACUCCGGCAAAAGCUUCAGGACUUGCAACUCGAAUUUCAAAAUGGUUUACUCACGGAAAAAGGCUAUCAGAAGAAAAAACUAGCCUUACAUGACCAGUGGGAGGCAUUUGAGAUGAGCAAAAGGCAAAGUCAGGUCUUACCGGAAAAUUCAGCACAACCAUUAUUCUACAAUGCACACGAGCGGUCAUCAUCAUCAAGCUCAGAUGCAGCCAUGUUAAAACGAGCAUCAGUGCUGUCUACAAUACAGGAACCAGUCCCACAACUGCGAAAGUCUACUUCAACGAAGCGUACAGACGUUGCUAAUAUAUUCGAUGAAAGCAAUUUUGGCAGUGUAUGCAAUGCUGAGGAACAGCUCGUCAACCAACAAUGGGCCCAGUAUGCUGGAAAGCAGCAAUAUCCAUUAGAACCAAGAGAUAUUCCUUUCCCUGUUAUGGAUCCUCUGGAUCCCAAGGUCGAGAUGAAACAGUUCACAAACAUUGCAUCCGUCCUACGGUAUCGCGGAGCUAAGCAUGGAAAAAAGGCGGCCUUCAUCAUUCUUGAUAAUAAAGGAAAGGAGUUUGCUUCCAGUACUUGGGAAAAAAUUGCUUCUCGAGCAGAGAAAGUGGCCCAAGUCAUUCGCGACAAAAGCGGUCUUUUCCGCAGUGAUCGUGUUGCUCUCAUGUACCGGGAUUCUGAAAUUAUCGACUUUGUUGUCUCAUUGUUUGGAUGCCUUAUUGCUGGUGUCGUUGCUGUGCCCAUUAACCGUUUCGACGAUUACAAUGAGCUUACAUUUAUCUUAAAAACUACUGGUGCGAAACGAGCUUUAACAACGGACGCCAACCUGAAGGCUUUCCAGCGAGACUUGACUACAAAAAAGCUGCACUGGCCAAAGGGCGUGGAAUGGUGGAAAACAAACGAGUUUGGUGGACUGCAUUUAAAAAAGAAUGAAACUUUUGCUCCAUUACAACUUCCGGACCUUGCAUACAUUGAGUUUUCUCGUUCACCCAUCGGCGAACUUCACGGCGUCGUUAUCUCUCAUCGUACAAUCAUGCACCAGAUGCUCAGUCUAGGCGCUGUGCAUGCCUCUGCUCCGCCUGCCGAAACUACGAAGCCAACAACAAUGGGUUACGAUCGCGAAUCCGUAGAGCAGUCAGAUAUUUUCCUUACCUACUUGGACUUGCGCCAAUCAGUGGGUCUAAUUUCUGGCGUGUUGAACUCAUUGUAUAUGGGUUACACUACAGUAUGGUGUCCUCAAUCUGCCGUUUUUAUUCCAGGUUUAUGGGCAAAUUUGGCUACACGCUAUCGCUGUUCGGUUAUGUUAACAGACUAUGCCGGUUUGAAAACCAUUGCCUACAACUAUCAAAACGAUCCAAAAGCCACCCUCGGCUUUUCAAAGAAACAUCCUGUAGACCUUGGUGCGUUGCGCAUGUGUAUGGUUGACUGCCUAAACGUAGACUGCGAGUUUCAGGAAAUUGUUGCUGAUCGUUGGCUUAAACCGUUAGGCAACCAAAAAGCGCGAUCAACAAUUGUUCCCCUUUUGUGUUUACCAGAACACGGAGGAAUGAUCAUAUCAAUGAAGGAUUGGAUUGGCGGUGAAGAGUUUCUGUUCCCCAAAGCUUCACGAAUGCCUCGAACGCACGAGAAUGAGAUUGCAGAAGUUUUGCUGGAAAAGGAUCCUUUGAAACUUAACGAAGUUGUUAUCAUCGCGGAAGACGAAAAAUCAAGACGACAAUCAAAGCUUCCGGGCACCAUUCGUGUUGGCGCUUUUUGGUAUCCUUUUGCCGAUGCCACGUUGGCUAUUGUUGAUCCAGAAACCCAAAUCCUUUGCUUACCUAAUAUCGUCGGUGAGAUUUGGGUCGAUUCUCCUUCUUUAUCUGGUGGUUUUUUCGGAUUGCCAAAACAAACAGAAGCUAUUUUCCAUGCUCGCACAUACUACAUCUCUAGUGAUACUCUUCAGCCUGUGCCUUCAAAUCAGGAAUUCCUUCGAACGGGUCUGUUGGGAUUUAUUCAUAAGGGUAAAGUUCAUGUUUUGGGUUUGUACGAAGACCGUUUACAGCAAAAGGUUGAAUGGGUAGAUGAUGGAAAACAGGACACUAUUUUCUUUCAUCAUUACACGUCGCAUCUCGUAAAUACCAUCAUGAGAAAAGUCUCAAAAGUUUUUGAUUGCUCGGCUUUUGACAUUUAUAUCAACAAUGAGCAUUUGCCUGUCGUUCUUUUAGAAAGCCAAGUUGCGAAUGUUGCCACUGAUUCUUCGGGCAGUCAAAUGGCACUCGAUUAUACGAUGUUGGAUGUCCUAACUUGCGAAUGUAUCGAAUAUCUUUUAGAAUACCACCAAGUUCGUGUGUACUGUGUUCUGAUUUGUGCACCCUACACAUUGCCUCGUGUGACAAAAAAUGGUCGCCGUGAAAUUGGAAACAUGAUGUGCCGCAAGGCUUACGAGCGUGGAACCCUACCGUUCGUGUAUGUGAAGUUUGCAGUAGAGCGAGCAGUUUACAAUUUGCCUGUGGGUGAGGAUGCUAUCUUUGGCAUCUGGUCGGAUUUCGCAAGCAAUACACGAAAGGCCAUGCUAUGUGAUCAAGAAUUGCAAUACAGCGGCUUCAUUGGAAAACCACUGUCAUAUGAUCGUAGGACGAAGACCGACAUUUCUAACUUCCAAAGCAUUGUACAGCUUCUGCAAGUUCGAGUAAAUUCGACACCCGAUGACAUUGUGUAUGUGCCUAUUGAUGGAAAGGGACGAGAGGGAAAAGCAAUUUCUUGGCGAAAGUUUGAUGUAAAGAUUGCAACUGUCGCACGCUACCUAACCAAACGUAAAUUCUUACGAAUUGGUAAAGUCGUUCUUUUAAUGUACACGCAUUCUGAAGAUUUCAUUUAUGCUGUUUACGCCUGCUUCUAUCUCGGUCUAAUACCAAUUCCUGUUCCUCCUCUUGAUGCGUUCCGUCUGUCAGAGGACGUUCCGGCCUUACUCCAUCUAAUUAAACGGUACAAGGUGACAGCAGUUUUGUUGAACACGGAUGCAGACACCAUUGUACGAAGCAAAAAUGUUAGUCAACAUUUGCGACAAUCAGCAACAGCCGCCCAUGUUAAUCUCCCCCCUUUUAUACUCACAUCAAAAAUUAACAAGCAAAGCAAGAGUUGCCGUGAGUGUGGUUUUGAUGUUCCGCCUAUUGCCCUCAAUCCUGCUUUCCCAGCACUCGUUUGGGCAUAUAAUUCUCCUGACCAUCGCAUCACGUUGGCUUCAUACAAUCAUACUGCUAUCUUGGAAAUGUGUCAGAUUCACAAGGAGACAUAUCAACUGAACCACUCAAAGCCAGUGUUAGGUCAUGUUCGAAGCAUGAACGGUAUCGGUUUCAUUCAUACUGUUUUGCUAGGCACAUUUCUGGGCUCAACUACAUAUCUCUUGUCUCCUGUGGACUUUGCGACGAACCCUUUAUUACUGUUCCAAACCAUUUCUAAAUAUAAAAUUAAGGAUACGUACGCAACGUUGCAGACCAUUGAGCAUGCACGGUCUGUUUCUAAUGCUCGCUGGCCACCACUGUCUGAGCUCAAAAACUUAAUGGUUCCCCAUUCAACCAGGACUAAUGCUGGCUAUUUGCAAGAGCUUCAAACUUUCUUGGCUAGCCAUGGUAUGAGUCCCUACGCAUUUAGCCCAGUAUACAGUCACCCUCUUAAUCCUGUUGUUUCGACACGAUCUUAUAUGGGUAAUGCUCCCCAGCAGCUGUGUGUUGACUUACGUGCCCUUCGACAUGGACUCAUCCAGAUUUGUGAAUCAAAGAAUAAAGUAUACUCUCUUCCCUUAUUAGACUUUGGAAUGGUGCCCGUGUCUACCCAAAUAGCCAUUGUUAACCCAGACACGCAAGAACUGUGUCAUGCGGGUGAGUACGGUGAAAUAUGGGUACGCUCUAUGGCGAAUGCACUCUCGUUUUUUGAAUCGAAAGAGCCCACCGAUUUGGAACGUUUUGGAGCACGAAUUAAAGACGGCUUGUUAGGUGACUCGACUUAUGUUCGCACAGGUGAUUUUGGCUUCCUACAGAUUACUAGCGAACAAAUGGGCAACGACGGACCUUUGGUAGACAUGCAGCUGCUGUAUGUAUUAGGUGAAAUUGGUGAAACGUUUGAAGUGAAUGGUCUUAGUCAUUUCCCUUGUGAUAUUGAAGAUACUGUGGAACGUUCGCAUCUUCGCAUCACUCCUAAUGGGUGUGCCGUUUUUCAGUCUGCAGGUGCUGUCAUCGUUGUCGUUGAGGUUAUAGGUCAGGACCAUCUAGCUGCCAUUGUACCAGUCAUCGUCAACAGCAUACUGAAUGAGCACCAAAUCGUUGUUGAUGUCGUCGCUUUCACAGCAAAAGGAAGCUUUCCUCGUUCUCGUCUUCGUGGAAAGCAGCGUGGAAAGAUUCUGGCCUCUUGGAUUACGGGACGGCUGCGAACCAUCCAAACCUUCAUUAUAAAAAAUGAUGACAGUACCCGUGCUUCUGUUUUUAUUGAGGAACUUGAGCGCCCGGUUUCCAGUGACUAUGCGGCCUCCAUUCAUUCCCGAGUGUCACUGUAUAACAAACACCUUUAAAAUGACUGUCAUUUGUUGUUACGAUUCAUUUUGUUUCAUCUUUUGUUAACACUUUUUUGUCUAAUCAGCAUUUAUAUUAGAAUCUACUACAGAAAUCCUUCAAUUUCAAAGCAAAUGAAGACUGUUCCAUUAUCAUUUCCGGUUAAGCAUUACAAUAUUCAUAUACUAUUUUUAUAUAUAUAUACCAUUUAUAUACUUGUUAAGUCAACAAUCCUGUUUUUGCCUGCUUCUAUACCGGGAGCGCCAUAAUUGCCGUACCCUUACCUCGUGGUCGGCAGUUAAGGCACCACAGUACCAAACAACACAGACACUA
Molecule: messenger RNA, 5224 nt
Organism: Schizosaccharomyces japonicus yFS275
Lineage: Eukaryota; Fungi; Ascomycota; Schizosaccharomycetes; Schizosaccharomycetales; Schizosaccharomycetaceae
Product: AMP binding enzyme
Exons: 1
Coding region: 346-4911 (1521 amino acids)
Source: RefSeq, a predicted model, not a curated record